This is a messenger RNA of Penicillium malachiteum, 921 nucleotides long. Its product is annotated as alpha/beta hydrolase. The coding region runs from base 1 to 921 and encodes 306 amino acids. Lineage: Eukaryota; Fungi; Ascomycota; Eurotiomycetes; Eurotiales; Aspergillaceae. Gene Ontology annotation, cellular component: membrane. Gene Ontology annotation, molecular function: palmitoyl-(protein) hydrolase activity. The record is from RefSeq and is a predicted model, not a curated record. The transcript is spliced from 4 exons.
AUGUCUGAAUCACCGCCGCCUCCAUCCUGGAACAUUGGCACUAUGGCCAACAGUGCUAUAAACUUCCUUCGUUUACCAGUUUUGGCAUCAUCUGGUCUAGCUGUCGUUGCCAGCGGAAUCCUCUACUUUAAGCAAAAUGAAGCGAUUUACCCCCGCAGUGUCCCUGCCGAUGCGCGAACCAAUGUGCCGAGUCCCAGUCAAUUCAAAAUCACAGAAUUUGAAGAUCUCCAACUCCCAACUCCGGAUGGAGAAACGCUUCACGCAUACUUCCUACCCCAGCCUACAGGCCGGGUCAAGCGCAACUUGACCAUCAUAAUGUUUCACGGGAAUGCUGGUAACAUUGGCCAUCGAGUUCCUAUCGCCAAAGCGCUUCAGGAUACGUUGAAGUGUAAUGUUAUGUUGCUGGAAUAUCGAGGAUACGGGAAAUCCACCGGUACCCCGGAUGAAGUGGGCCUGAAGAUCGACGCCCAGACCGGCUUGGACUAUCUGCUCCAACGCCCCGAUACGAAAGAUACCAAGCUUGUCGCAUAUGGUCAGAGCUUAGGUGGUUCUGUUGCGAUCAAUCUCGUUAAUACCAACCAAAAUAAGUUCGCUGGACUGAUCUUGGAAAACACUUUCCUUAGUAUUCGCAAGUUGAUUCCUGUACUCGUUCCUCCAGCUCGUUACCUCGCACGUUUCUGCCAUCAGACCUGGCAAAGCGAGGACUGGCUUCCCAAUAUCAAAAGUGUUCCCAUCCUGUUCUUAAGUGGACUCCAGGAUGAACUCGUGCCGCCCUCGCACAUGGCAGGAUUAUUUUCUCUUUGCCAGUCGGAGACUAAGAUCUGGCGCACACUGCCCCACGGCGCUCAUAAUGACUCGGUGGCUGAGCCAGGCUACUUCGACCACAUCCACGGCUUCAUUUCCGAAGAGGUAAUGGAUUAA